Messenger RNA from Lytechinus pictus (painted urchin), 5033 nucleotides. RefSeq lists its product as uncharacterized. Bases 639 to 2498 code for a protein of 619 amino acids. Gene Ontology annotation, molecular function: zinc ion binding; protein binding. NCBI's taxonomy places the organism in Eukaryota, Metazoa, Echinodermata, Echinoidea, Temnopleuroida, Toxopneustidae. The transcript has a single exon. The record is from RefSeq and is a predicted model, not a curated record.
CAUAAAAGGAAAACUUGAGAAGAGGAGAAAAUAACAGUUGAGGCGUGAUUUUGGGCAGGCUGGGAUCGCGCUCGGCCGUCAUUCGAUUGCAACAUCUAAAACAGUUCAUACAAAAUACAAGAGAACACGGAUUAUUACCUAGUGGUAUGUGUUGAUGAGUAUACAUUUCCGAAUCUGGAGUCGCCUAUGAUUUCAUCCAACAAGCCAAGUUCGUCGGAAGUAAGGGGAUGAACAUUUUUUUAAACAUUUUUUUUAUGCAGGACUUCAUAUUGUUUUAUGAGCACAAAUUAAGGAUAUGGACUAGUGUAUCAAUGAUGGACACGGACCAGCUAGUAAUUUUGGCAUUCAAUGUCUCUUAGUUCGAGUAAACUUGAACUUUAUUCAGUCAUAAAUGUGCUGCAUCGAUAAAGUUUUCCUGGCUGGGAACUGAACAUUUCUAUGUUCUUACGGUAACCGUUUAAAGUAAGUGGGACUCUAUAUCUACGAAGGAAACCCAUCAUUGAUAGUAUAAGGCGCCAGACGUGAUAACUGGAUAUAAGAGUUGAAUGUCUUUGACGCUGCCGUGAAUUAACUUUAGCGAGACUUUGUUACUGAAAUGUGAUAUUAUCUCAAAGUUAUUGUCAUAAGACGAAAACAAAAUGGCAGAUCGGUUUCGGGAGGACCACAACUCAUGCGACGAGUGCGGUGAGAAAUGGCUUAGUACGGCCGAUGAUAGGGAGCCCAAUGCGAGAUACUUCACGAGAAGAAAUCUCUGUUCCAGAUGUGCGCGGGGAAAGUGUGCUAAAACGAUAUUGGAUUCCCCGACGUCUUCUUCGCUUUCAAACAUGAGAUGCUGUGAGCAUCGACAUCGGGAUAUUUUUCUGUAUUGCGUGAAAUGCCGCCAGCCAAUAUGUGAUGUUUGUGUGCUCCUUACCCACUCAGGACACGAAUAUCAGGAUAUUAAUAAAGUGGUGGAAGAAAGGCGGGAAAGUGCCAGAGAGUUACUCGGGAAAAUUCUUGAUAAGGACAAGGAGCUCGUGUUCGAUCGUCGUAAUAUUGAUGAAUGCACUGAGGCUGUCAACGAGCGCUUCAAGAGACUAACAUUCGCAGUGCUUGUCCGCGUUGAGGAUAGGUCAAGUAACAUUGAGGAGGAUUACCGCGUUUCUGUAAGAAAGGUCGAAAGUCGCGCAAAAGACGAGAAAUUAAAGAUAGACAGAUGGAAAGACAAUCGCUUGAGAGAGAUGAAAGGGGAAAAAGAAGCAAAGAGCCGAGAAAUCAAGCAAAGACAAAUUACACUCAUGCAUGAGCUCGAUGAAGUGAAGCAGAAGCUGCUGGCUCAGAUCAAAGAGGUUCGGGAAGGUUUGGAUUCAGCCGACGAGAUUAUAAUGGAAGCGAAAGGACUCGCAGAACGGACAAUAGAUUAUGGGAGCCAGGAAUUACUACAAAUGGACGGUCCAAUGACAUCUAACGCUCGUCUUGUUGGAUGUAUGGAGCUGGAGCUGGACCAGGACAUGAUUAAUACAGUCAAAGAUAUCGCAGAGAGUGUGAAGUUUGAACCAGAAAAGAGCGAUGUUGACGAUGCGAACUUACUUGGUCGGUUCGUCACCACUGCCCCUGCCUGGUGCAAGGAGCAUACUAUUCAAGUGGGUCUUCCAAAGUUUCGGUUGUUGAAUGCGACCACUGACACAAAUCGCGUGGCUUUUACGGGCGAGAACGACGAUGAUCAGUACGGACUAUAUACGAUGAAUAUUGAAAAUGGAAGCACGACCCUUGUAACAUCUGAAAGUCAUUGUAUCACAGACUCAUCUUCCAUCGAGGCCGAUUUAAUGGCAGUGUGCCGAAAAGGGCGAACGGCGAUCGAAGUUUGGAAUACGCAACGCGGAAAGGUGAAGCGGCAUAUUAAAGUUCCACGAUCGUGGUCUCAUACAUGCCUCACCGUCGACCACGACGGCAUGAUCAUCGCUCGCGAUCACUCCAACAUUCAGGGGAAACUUAACGUCUACCGGUCCGACAACGGUGAAAAAGUCCGCUCUAUUCCGUACAAUGGAACAAUUUACAGUCUCCAUGCGUUGUCGAACGGUCGGCUCGUCAUCCAAUCGGCAGCGACUGAGUUGGUUAUCAUAAACAGUAUCGGAGCUACAUGUGCCAACAUCAAUCACGAGGUCUGGCAGUGGGUACGAUGUGCUGUAGCAAGGGAUGACUCCAUCAUUGUCGCAUACGGAAGGAAAGAUGACCCCUCAGCGAUUUACAUUGACUCUUAUUCAUCCAAUGGCGAAUUUGUUGACCAUGUGACGAAACAGCGAUGUUGUCCGUCCCUCGAUCACAUUGCCGUGGUCGUGACGAGAUCGGGGAAGAUCGUGCUCCAGAACGGUGACGAUGUGAUGAUCUAUGAUCGCCUGAUUCCCCUGAUUCCCGUGACCUCGUCCACCAGGACGAGUGACACUGUCUCAAGGUUUUCGACUUCGUCACCGCCGAGAUCGCCUACUCGCCGAACUAUUUUCAUGUGUAUUCCGACAUGAUAGAACGUAAUGUUUUCAUAUGUUGUUUUGAAAUAUGUUUUUGUUUACUUUAAAUUUUGAUACACAACAUAAGACACAAGACGAUAUUUUCAGUAUUCGAAUGGCUCAAAGUUACUUUGAGAACUAGCUAGUUUUAACUGGCUUUACGAUCAAUUUCAAAGAUUCAAAGGUUUUAAAUUUUCGCAGGUUUAUUGAAAAAAGUCCUCGGUGAUAUCUAUUUUCUAAAAAGAUAGAAGUUUGGGACAAAAUAAUGUCGAACCAAGUUAUCACGAUUUAGAUCAAUAAGAUUUAUAUCUAAUUCUAUUAGAAUAAUUUUUUCUGAUCUAUGUUUUCUUUCCUUCGUUCCCGAUUGCAAUCAUCACAAUAUGUUGAUACCGAUGUUUUGAUUUUAGAGAACAAUCAUGGCUGGAAUAUUGACCCGAAUUCUUGAAGGUGAAAACUGCGUGUCAUUUUUCUUGCAUAAAACAUCUCCUCUAUAUUGGGAACGCAAUGCUAAAUACAAUAAUACAAUAAAAGUACAAGUGUUCAAUCAGGGAAAAUGUUUAAUAACUAUGGCCCAUAUUCUGAAGUCGGGUUUAAGUUAAACUCAGGUUUAAAGUUGUGGUUUAAGUAUGGGAAGCCAAAAGUAUCAAAUUUGUUAUUAAGUUGUAUGUUUCUUAUGUUUACUGUGCUCUUUCCUGAUUCAUCGAUGGUGAAGCCAAUAAUCUUUUUAUACUUCCUAGACAAUUAUGAAUGAUUUGAGAGCCAAAUGAGCUGAAGUAUGAUAUCUCUACUGUUAGUGAUUUAUGUAACAAUUGGCUCGCCAUACUUAAACCACAACUUUAACCCUGAGUUUAAGUUAAACCCGACUUUAGAAUACGGACCCAUGAGUUUUGUAAUCCAUAUUCUUCUGCUGCUAUUUUGAGAUUAAGAUAAAGGUUAACCCUCUUUAAUUGGAGAGGGGAUUUUUUUUACUCUAUUGCUGCAAGUGUUUUCCACCAAGAUUUUUUUUACGUCGAACAUUUCACGUUUGAGCUCUGAAGGUGGUUGGGGGGGGGGUCAAAUUAUUCUCAAUAAAACUACUACGCGAAAAACCAGUUGAAAUAGGGUUGAUUAAACCAAUAAUAGUGAGGUUAAAUUGUAAAAAACAAAACAAACAGACAAACGUGGAACUAGGUACUAAAACCGACACUUGCUGGAAGCGAUGUAUACAUGCUUGUUUUCUCGAAUAAAUUUAUGAAGAUUCGACAAACUUUGCUAUUUUUUAAAGAUAAAUUGUUUAUGACAAUAGUAUUCAAAGGCCGCGUGGCUAAAUAUGAAAUAUGUGUUGACAGUUCCAAAAUUUAUAUAAACCUAAUCAUAUUUAGUAUUUUCAUUAUUAUGUUACUUAUUAUUAUUAUGUGCAAUAAUUAUGUAUGAAACUAAUUCACGAGUUGGUGCACGGAAUACAGACCUUUUAGCUUGAUAUUCUUAUUAUAGUUAAUUUCUUGGACGAUUCUUGCUGUAUUCAGUAGAUAGUAUUCCUUCAUAAUAUUUAUGAACUUUAUUCAAAUCAUGUUUUUUAUAACUAUAGUUUUAAUCUGAUUGAUAAAGUAUUUAUAUCAUUUUUAUUCUACAUUUUUACUUCUUAUAUGAAUUGGAUGAUUUCAUUGUCCUAAUUAGUCGAAAAGAGCCUAAUCAUUGAGAAUACAUGCCCAUACAGCCUAUCUGAGCCUCAAAAUAUAUAAAAAUAUAUGCCAAUAUCAUAUAUUGGCGUAUGAAAUCAAAGUACAUAAAAUAAAAAAGUUUAUGUAUCUUUUAACGAAAAACACAACUUUUUCAUUUAUUCAAAUUUUGAUUUCGUAAAAAGAAACUUAUCUUGCAAAACCAUUCUUCCGAUAUGACAUUUUUAAAGCCCAGCGUGCGAAGUUUCCAUUGUAAAAGAUAUAAUUUUUAUAAAACGUUCGGAUCUUUAAAACAAUAAUCAACUUUGUACAUGUAUGUAUAAUAGCUUCUCGAAACACUAACGAAAAUUAAACAUUUUCUUAUCUUCCAAAACGUAUUGGGUGAAAUAUUUCGGUUGAAGAGGAAUUUUGUAUGUCGAUAACUGUCUUGUUCAUGAAUGUCAUAAUCAUAGCGUAGCAAUCGAACCAUGUCACUGCCUUUUCAUUAUGUAAACAAACAUCUUUCUUACCUGUAUUCAUGUAUGGUAUCGUUUUUGACGCAAGUACCAAACUAAAAGCAAUAAUUACGAUGUUGAUGAUGAAUCAUAUUUUGAUAAUAUUGUAAAACCGUUAUUAUAGAAGGAAAUAUUGACAAUACAAGUUUUCUUGUAUUGAAUAGCAAACUUUGACAUUUAUUGCUGUUUAUUAUGAGUGAUCUAUACCAGAACUGUUAUUUUAUCGCCUAUAUCAGUUGCUAACCCUAUACAGCCCUGUUUAGGACGCCUUACAUUUCUCGUUUUAUUUGAUAUGAUUUGUAAGUUUGUUGAGAUUUCAACAUCAGCUAAAAAAGUUAAUGCGACUUCCUCUGUUUUGGAAAGUUAAUUAAAACUCUUAAAAUGAUUAGUCACAUUAA